GUCCGAGUGAUACACAGAGAAAUAUCGCCUUCUUUGUUUUCUUGCCCCAACAGCGAAGGAGCAGCUCCACUGCCAUUUUCGCCGCAGUGAUGUCGUCCUCUCCAUCACCUAACUCGGCCCCUUCACCGACCUCCCCUACUCCUCCGUCGCCUCCCACCUCUCCUCCGUCGCCCUCCGCUUCCCCUCCCACCUCUCCUCCUCCUCAAUCGCCCCCAUCCCCUCCACCUCCGGCGGCCGCGGCACCUCCAAACUCCUCAUCUACGCCUCCUCCGUCAUCCACUCCGCCUUCUCCGGCGCCGCCUGCGAUACCCUCAUCCUCGAUCCCACCCCCACCGGGCGGAUCAUCUGGGUCGGGGGGAAAAAAACCGCCGUCCCAUGUUUCGCCCCCCUCUCCACCGUCAUCUUCGGAUUCGGUAUCUACGGAUCUUUUGGUAGGGUUGAUUGUGGGUGGAGUGGUGAUUCUAUUGCUGUUGGGUACUGUCUGCUUUUGCUGCUUUAGAAAGAAGCGACGCCGUCGGCCGCCGACGGCGGCAUCGCCGCCGUUGUAUCAGUUUCAUGGUGCUUCGCCGCCACCCCCUGCAAAAGAUCAUCCUUAUGAACAACAACACCAAAAUUGGCACAAUGCUCCUCCACCAGAUCAUAUUGUCAAAGUAGCCCCAACUCCACCUUUCCCACCCUUUGCUCCUCCCGCUCCCUUUUCUCCCAUGCAUUUUCAUCCACCCCCUCCGCCACCACCGCCGCUUCCCACCAACAGCGGAGGUUCUGGGUCAACUUAUUCCGGAUCUGAAAAUCCGCUGCCUCCACCAUCACCAGGCUUUGCUCUUGGCUUCUCGAGGAGCACAUUUACAUAUGAAGAGUUGGUAAUGGCAACAGAUGGGUUCUCGGAUGCUAAUCUUCUCGGGCAAGGUGGGUUUGGAUAUGUUCAUCGAGGAAUGCUGCCGAGUGGUAAAGAAGUUGCCAUUAAGCAGUUGAAGUCCGGUAGCGGGCAAGGCGAGCGUGAGUUCCAGGCUGAAGUCGAAAUCAUCAGUCGAGUGCAUCACAAGCAUUUGGUUUCGUUAGUUGGAUACUGCAUUGCUGAUGGGAAGAGAUUACUGGUUUAUGAGUUCAUACCAAAUAAUACAUUGGAGUUCCAUCUUCAUGAAAAAGGCAGGCCUACUUUAGAUUGGCCAACCAGACUGAAAAUCGCCCUCGGCUCUGCGAAAGGACUCGCAUAUUUACAUGAAGACUGCCAUCCUAAGAUUAUUCAUCGCGACAUUAAAGCAUCCAACAUUCUUCUUGACUUCAACUUUGAGGCGAAGGUUUCAGAUUUUGGGCUUGCAAAAAUCGCGUCGGAGACCAACACUCAUGUGUCCACCAGAGUCAUGGGAACUUUUGGUUACCUCGCCCCAGAGUAUGCAUCUACAGGCAAACUUACUGAUAAAUCUGAUGUAUUUUCAUUCGGUGUCAUGCUCCUCGAGCUAAUAACCGGUCGCCAGCCUUUCGAUUCAAAUCAAUCUUUCCUCGACGAUAGUUUGGUCGAUUGGGCAAGGCCCUUGCUUGCGCGUGCUAUAGACGACUGGAACUUUGACGUCCUUGUAGAUCCACGCCUUGGCCGUGGAUACAAUACAACGCAGAUGAGAAGCAUGAUUGCUUGCGCUGCCGUCGCUGUCCGCCAUUCGGCUAAGCGAAGGCCGCUGAUGAGUCAGAUUGUUAGAGCAUUGGAAGGAGAUGUGUUUCUUGACGAUCCGAAUGAAGGACUCAAACCGGGUCAAAGCGGCGCAUUCGGUUCGUAUGCCAGCUCGGAUUAUGAUGCAAUGCAGUACAUUGAAGACAUCAAAAAUUUCAGAAAACUGGCGCUCGGAAGCCGUGAAUAUGGAGGCAGCGGACAUAGCGAGCAAACCAGCGAAUAUGGUCAGGUUCACUCGGCUUCGAGCAGCGAAGAUGGCCGGCCGAGUCAAGAAAUGGAGAAGCAUGCGGCGAAGAAUGGGAGUCAAAGGUUUAGUAGUAGCAGCUGAUAAGCCUUAUGUUUUAGUUGUAAAUUUCAGUGAAGUUUUCCUUUGUUUUUAUAGCCAUUUAUAAUCAUUGACUUGAAAUAUAUUUGAAGAUUGAACAUGAUGCAUGCACAUAGAAAAUAAUUCAUGCAUGCAAAUUUUU
Molecule: messenger RNA, 2133 nt
Organism: Phalaenopsis equestris
Lineage: Eukaryota; Viridiplantae; Streptophyta; Magnoliopsida; Asparagales; Orchidaceae
Product: proline-rich receptor-like protein kinase PERK1
Exons: 9
Coding region: 90-1994 (634 amino acids)
Biological process (GO): protein phosphorylation
Molecular function (GO): ATP binding; protein kinase activity
Source: RefSeq, a predicted model, not a curated record